AUGGCCACCGUGGUGGUGCCUCAGUCCCAGCCUGCUGCUGGGAGCAGCCUCUUCGGCAGCAGCAGCAGCAGCAGCAGCAGCAGCAGCAACACCAACAACACCAACGGGGCCUCAGGAGCUGCUGCUGCGAGCACAGCGCCGGCGGCUUCUGCUGCAGCACCUGCUGCUGCACCUGCUGCUGCAGCGGGAGCUUCUGGUGCCCCUAGUGGCGCGAACUCCUCCUCUACUGAAGCAGCAGCAGCAGCAGCAGCAACAGCAGAAGCAGCAGCAGCAGCAGCAGGUCCCAGCAGCAGCCGCAGCAGCCGCUUAGGGCCUUGCUGGGGGGGACGUCGCUAUCAACGUUUGUAUGAAGGAGUUGUGCUGCCCCUUAUAGCAGCUCUUGAGGAAGCUCCAAGUGCGGAGCAGCAGCAACAGCAGCUGCAGCAGCAGCAGCAACAACUUCUGCUGCAGCAGCAAGGCGAUGGAGUGUUUGAUGGAGAGCCUCAGUUUGACUUGGGUGUAUGUGCGGAGGAGCAGCAGGGAGAUGCAGCAGGAGCAGCAGCAGCUCGUCUGCGUGCACUGGAAGCGGAAGCCCUUGAGGCUUUGCUGCAGCAGCAAGAAGGGUUUGCUGCUCCGCUGCAAGUAAAAGAAAGGCUGGGGCCUGCAACGAAGCAGACGCAGCAGCAGCUGCUGCUGCUGCUGCGAGAAGAGCUGCCUGGCUGGCAGGUGCUUGCUGCUGCUCUUGAUGAAGUGUCUGUACUCCUCAACAUGGAUGCUGGGGAGUGUGCUGCUCUGGCUUACGACGCCGUUGCUGCAGCAGAAGCAGCAGCAGCAGCAGCAGCAGCAGCAACAGCAGCACCAGCAGCAACACGACAAGUCCUCUGGAGCCCGCUGCUGCCGCUGCAUGCGCUGCAGCAGGAGCAGCGCUAUCAGCUGCUUUGUUUGCGCGCGUUAGCUGGUUUGCUGCACCCCCCUGGAGAAGCAGGACUAGACGCAGCAGCAGCAGCAGCAGCAGAUGCAGCAGCAGAUGCAGCAGCAGCAGAAAGGCAGCCCAGAGUUGUUCUUGUGUUCUUCUGCGAGUUGCUGCAGAGAGGUUUAAUUGAUUCUCUUAUAGAAAAAAUGGAGGCCUUGCUGCGGUCUGUAGUUGCUGCUGCAGCAACAGAGACAUCGCAGCAGCAGCAGCAGCUACUGCUGCAGCAGCAGCGACAGCAGCAACAGGCCCUUGCCGUGCAGAGCGCUGCUGCUACUGCAGACGGGGAGGGUGCUGCAGCAGCAGUUGUAGCGGCUGCUGCUGCUGCUGCUGCUACAGCAGGGAUUGAAACAGAAAUAGCAGCGCUUAUGCUGCAGCACAACAUCGAGUGUAUAUGGAUGAUAACAGAUUUGCUGCUGCUGCUGCUAAGCAGCUUCCACGCCUCAUCCCAGCAGCUGCAGCGGCUGCUGCUGCUGCUGCCGCACAUCAUAUCUCCUGCUGCACUUCCUGCUGGCCGUCGUGCUGCUUCUGCGCAGGACUUCGACUCGAGAACCCAGCAGCAGCAGCAGCAGCAGCAACAGCAGCAGCAACAACAGCAGCAGCAGUUGGCAGUACCGGCGGAUCAGCAGCAGCAGCGGGGACAGCAGCAGCAGCAGCAGCACAAGCCGCAGCAGCAGCGGCAGCUAUCCACCCGCAUUUGUGAAUUAGUUUUAAUUAUUCUGCAGCCUAAGUUGCUGCGGUGGGUGGUGCCUUCUGUGAGCCUGCAGCAGCAGCAGCAGCAGCAGCAGCAGCAGCAGAAUAUGCUGCAGCGUCUAGAAGAAUUUAAAGCCCCCACCCUCACAGAUUAUGGGUUGCUGUCUCCUGCUGAAGAGAUAGCAAAUCUUCAAGCAGCAGAGAAGCAGCAGCUGCAGCAGCUAGCAGCAGAUGCUGGCAGGACCCGCACGCUCAUACAAACGCUGCAGCAGCAGGGACGAAGCUUGUGGCGUACAGGAGACGGCUUGGAGUGUGUAAUGGAUUUCGUUGUAAGCGGUGUUUUUUGCGGAGACAGCAGGCGUGCUGCUGCUGCGCUGCUGCAGCGUCCUGUGCUGCUGCAGCUGCUGCAGUGCUUCCUGCAGCCGCUUGCUGCAGCAGCAGAUGAUGAAGUCGCUCAGGUGUCUCUGCAGCUGCUUCACCAAAUCCUUACUCUUGCCUUUGGGGGCCCCUCAGAUCUGUGGUCUGUCUUGAUGCAGCACCAGUUAGGCACCCGCAGCAGCAGCAGCAGCAGCAGCACAGCAGCAGCAGCAGCGGUAGCAGCAGCACGGGCUCCUGCGAGGUUCGCUGAGGCCCCUCUUCUUGUUGAGGCGCUGCAGCUUAUAUCUUUGCUUUGCCGCAUGCAUCCAGCAGCAGCUGGGGUGUAUGUGGAGCCUGUUGUGCUGCUGAUGGAUGUGUAUGGGGUGCAGCAACAGCAGCAGCAGCAACAGCAGCAGCAGCAGCGGGGCUUGCUUCAAGCUGCAGCAAACGCAGUAGGCGUGCUGCUGGAUGUACACCCACCAUUAGAGAUUGCUAUCUUCGAUUGCUGCAGCACUCUCUGUUCUUGGGGGGGGUUUGUUGUUGCUCAGCGUCUCUGCAGCAGCUUGCAGACAGCAGGGCCUCUGAAGCUCAGCAGGCUGCUGCUGCUGCUGCUGCACCAGCUGGAAGCAGCAGUUCGAGGGCAGUAUACAGCUCUGCCGCAGCAGCAGCAAGUGCUCUUCGACGGAAGCCACGUUGCUGCUGCAGCACGAACAGCAGCAGUAGCAGCAGGAGGGGGCCUCCUGGCUGCCACUCCAGGCGCUGCAGCAGCAGCAGCAGCAGCAGAAGCAGCAGAUGCUUCUGUGCUGGAGGCGGGGCGUGCAUACCCGAAGGGUCUCCUUGCUGCAUUUGAUGCUGCUCUGUCUGUGCUUGCAAGCUGCAGCAGCAGCUGGCUGCUGCUUCCGCUUCCUGUGUCGCCUCCUUUGCUUCCAGAGUCGCUCUCCUGGAGCAGCAGCAGCAGCAGCAGCAGCAGCAUUGUGGGGCCCCCUCACCGUCCCCGACAUGCACUUGAUCUAGUCUAUACUGUUCUUCAUCUCUCUUCUUCUACUAACUUUGUGCAGCUGCAUGCAGUAAAGGCUGCAUGUUUACAUUUGCUGCUGCAGCGCAGCCCCAGCAACCCUGCUAAUGCAUUUGCUGUGCUGCUGCAGCUGGGGGGCCUUAUCGAUUCUCUCCGCCUUGAUUUUGCUGCUGCUGCUGCUGCAGCAGAUGCAGGGAGACUCCUUAUUACAUUCUUCACCUGCGUUACGCUGCUGCUGCAGCGAGUAGGCCUAAGGAGACGGUAUGAUGCUUCUCUGCUGCGCUUCUGUCUCGCUCUGGAGCAGCAGCAGCAGCAGCAGCAGCAGGUGCAGCGCUUGGGAGAGCCCUCUGUGGAAGGGGGAAGUCCUGGGCUCGAUGCAGCAGCAGCAGCAACAGCAGCAGCAGCAGCUGCUGCUGCAGGGACAUCCCAGACAGACAGCAACGCAACUGCUGCCGCUGUUGCUGCAGCGCAUGCAGCAAUGCUGAAGCUCUGUGCAUUCACAUUUGAGGUGUAUGUACAGGUAUUUGCACCGUCUGCUGCUCGUCCUGGGCAGCAGCAAGGGACACAGCAGCAACAGCAGCAGCAGCAACAGCAGCAGCAACGGCAGCAGCAGCAGCAGCAGUUUGUUCAGCCAGAUCUCCCCCGCUGCCGCUACUGGCGGUUAGGGUUGCUGCUGCUGCGCACUAUAAGAAUGUUUCUGCGGGGCCCUCUGCCUGCUGUUGCUGGCUGGUCUGCUGCUGCUUCUGCUGCUGGUGCUGCAGGAGGAGCUGCAGGAGGAGCAGCAGCAGGAGCAGCAGCAGGAGGGGAUAAGAACACGGCGGCUGAGGCUCUGUCUCCUGUUGCUGCUGCUGCAGCAGACCUGGCAGCAACAGCAGCAGAACCGUUUAGCGAUGCCCAGACAGUAGAUUGGAGGCCUGCUGCAUUCGCCUUUAUUCAUUUUCUUACACCAGACUCAGCAGCAUUUGCUGCGCUGCUGCGGCUCACUUGUUCGGGGGCUGCUGCUGCAGCUGCUGCUGCUGCCUCUGCUGCUGCCUCGGGUGCUGGGGCAAGCAGCAGCAGCAGCAACAGCAGCAGCAGCAGCAACGGCGAUGACGCCCCUGCUGCAGCACACUACAGAGAACGCUGCUGCAGCAUGGGGAUGAAUUUGCUGCGGCUGCUGCUGCAGCGCGACCUGCUGUUUAUUGAGGUGUACAAAUGGCGUGUAGGUGCAGCAAGAGCAGCAGCAACAGCGAAAGCAGCCGCAGCAGCAGCAGCAGGGGCCCCCGGAACAGAAGAAUUGCAUGCGUUUGCUGCUUCGCUCCCGUACCUCUGCAGCAGCAGCAGCAGCAACAGCAGCAGCAGCAGCAACGGGAUUGUUGAGGCCUUCGAGCUGCAGCCGCUGCAUGCGCAGCUAAUACUGCCGGCGGUGGCUUUGGCUGCUUCUCAAGCUCCUGCAGCAGCAUCCAGAGCAGCAGCAGGAGCAGCAGGACGGGGAGAGUUGCUGCCUCCUUACUGCUGGUAUAUUUGUUUGCUGCUGCAGCCGCAGCAGCCACUGGCAGUGCAGAAAGCUGCGGUGUAUGUGCUGCUGCAGCUGCAGCAGCGUGCCCCAGAAGACCUUGCUGCAGCAUUAGCAGCAAACCCGCUGCCGCUGCAGCAGAUGCGUGCUGCUGCAAGGGCAGCGCUGCUAGAAGAUGCAGCAGCAGCAGACCAGUGGAGCCAGCAAGCAGCAGCAGCAGCAGCAGCAGCAGCAGCAGGAGGGGAUGAAGCCCUUCUCGAUCCCCUCACCUCCAGCUCUCUAAGCACUUUCUUUUUGUCGGCACCUUCACAGCAGCAGCGCAGCAAAUGGCUGCAGCUUCUGAAGCAGCUGCGGGAGCAGGAGCAGCAGCAGCAGCAACAACAGCGAUUGCAGCAGCAACGCCUCCUACAGCAGCAGCAGCAGCAGCAGCUUCAACUCGCGCAGCAGCACAUAAACACUCCCUCUCCUAGAGGCCGCAUUUCUGCUGCUGCUUCGGUUUGUGGUGGCGACCGCCGCAGAAGCCUGCAGAGCUUCCCUGGAGGGGAGACAGAAACAGCAGAAACAGCAGCAGCAGCAGCAGCAACAGCAGAUGAGGAGACAGGCAGCAGCUGGGAUACUGGGGGGGCACAAGCCAGGGCCUUCUUCGAGUCGGAGCAGCGCAGUUUCUUCUUUAAUGAAGUGCGUGAGAUUGAUGAUUGCUGCAGCAGCAGCGCAUGCAGCUGCUCCGAAUGCAGCAGCAACAGCAGCAGCAGCAGCAGCAGCAGCAGCAACAGCAGCAGCAGCAGCAGCAACAGACGGCAGCUACCUGCCACUUCUUCAGCCACCGCAGUCCCCAUCUGUGCUGCGCUUGAUGAGCGCUGGCAAGCAAUAGAAGACACAUUAAUCGAAGCAGCAGAUGCAGCAACGUGGACGGCUCUAGCUCGGUGCAUAGCGUUGCAGCAGCAGCAGCAGCAGCAGCAGGGACAACAGCAGGGACAGCAGCAGCAGCAGGGGAGGAGCCGGAGUUCUUCUUCACUGAGCAGCGCGGAGCAGCUGUACGGACCUGCAGCAGCAGCAGAAACAGCAGCAACAACUCCUUUGCUUUCUGCUGCUGCGAUUGAGAUGGCGCUGCUGCUGCCGCUGCAGCCGCGAGCAGCCUGGCUGCUGCCUCCCUGGUCUCCCCCGCAGCAGAUCCUUGUGGGUUGUGCUGCCUGUCUCCCUGCUGACGCUGCUGUCUCUAGAUAUAGCAGCGCAUCGAUUCGUGAGUUGCUGCUGCUGCUGCUGCUGCAGGGUGUGCAGCAAACGUGCGGAGAAGGCGCAGCACUAACUACUGUCCCCUUCCCGUUGCUGCUGCUAGGCCUAGCCUUCAGCAGCAGCAGCAGCAGCAGAGGAGGAGCAGGGGGGUUGUCACCUUUCGGGAUAAUGCCGCAGUGCAGCGAAGGUUUGCUGCUGCCGGCAGCAGCAGCAGCAGCAGCAGCAGCAGCAGCAGCACUGGAGCCGUUGCAGCAGCUACACUGGGGCCCUGGAUCCCUCGACCCUGAGUGCAGCGUUGUUGCUGCUGUUGUUGCUGUUGCUCAGCAGCCUCAGCAUAUACCGCUGCUGCAGCAAGAUAUAGCAGAUCUUCCUCCGCAUACAGUUAAUGCUGCUGGCCGCUUUAUAGGGGAGACAGAGAGGCUGCCUAUGUUAGCUGGGUUGUAUACGCAGGUAUGCUGCAGCGUUGCUGCGCUGCAGCUGCUGCAGCUACUUGCUGCUCAUUCACAAACCUCAAAAGCAGCGCUUCAUGCAGUUGGUUUUCUCUGGCCGGAGCGUUAUCGCUUCUUAGAGCAGCAGCUGCUGCUGCAACAGGCAGCAGUACCGCUGCUGCUGCGGCCCCCGCUGCUGCUGCUGCUAGCUGCAUGCACGCAGCUAUGUCGCCUCGACGUGCAGCAUGCUGCAGCGCGAGCAGCAGCAGCUACCACCAACGACACCAGCAGCAGCAGCAGCAGCAGUGGAGGCGGUGCUGCAGCAGUAUGGAAGCAGCAGCAAAAGGCCCUAGAGAGACAGAGAAACCAGCAGCUAGGACGUGUUUGCUGCCUGCUCAUUAGUGCUGCUAGGCAGGGACAGAGAGAUAUUUUAUCAGGGCUGCAGCGGCUGUUGUUCUUCUUCGUUGAGGCGGUUGAUGCUAAUCCAGAAGACCAGCAGCUGAGUCUGCUGCUGCAGCAGCAGCAGCAACAGCAGCAGCAACAGCAACGCGCACUAGAGCCACUUUGCUGGGAGGGACUUGAAAAGCAGCAAAUGCUGCCGCUGUGUGGGGUGCUGCAGCGGGCGCCGAACGGUAGGGGCAGCAGCAACGUGUGGCUGCUGCUGAGCCCUGAUUUGUUUUUGCUGCAUGCGCAGCGGAUAUUAAGGGCUGGGGGGAUCCUACCUCCAUCGGGCUUGCUGCAGCAGCAGCAGCAGCAGCAGCAGCAGGUGUAUGCAGCAGCAGCAACUCUUCUCUGGAUAGAGCUGUUUAGGAAGACCUAUCAGUCUUCACUUAGGGCGGCGCUGUACUCUGCACUUGGGGCCUUACCCGAGUUAGCUGCUGCUUGCUUCGAGCUGCAGCAGCAGCAGCAGCAGCAGGAAGCGUUGCCUCUGCUGCAGCAGCAGCUGCUGCCACGCGCAUCAGCAGCAGCAGGCGGCCUCAGCAGCAGCAACUGCGGCAUCCUCGCUCAGCGAGCAGCAGAAGCCCUCGAUAGCUGCUUCAGCAGCGAAAGGUUUUGCUGCUACAGACCUCGUCAAGUGUACGGAGUGGUGCUGCUGCAGCACUUGCUGCUGCUGGCGUGGGGUGUACAGGCAGCUGAGAGCAGCAGCAUGCAGUCGAGGGCCUUUCCCCUACAGCAGACGCAGCUUAUUGUGCUGCUGCUUACGGAUAUGCUGCAUUUGCUGCCUCCUGCUGCUCGGGCUCUGCUGUACAGCAGCUUGCAGCUGCUGCUGACGCUACCUGCUUCCAGCCAGCAGCAGCAGCAGCAGGACCAGGAGCAGCAGCAAGAGCAGCAGCAGCAGGGCGAGGGAACAGCAGCAGCAGCAGCAGCAGCAAGUGCUGCUGCUAGCCCCAUCUGUGCUGCUUUCAUUCAGGAGCUGCUGGCUGACGAGGAGCGCUACCUCACGUUGCUGCUGCUGCUGCUGUUUGAUUCGAACCAGCCGCAGAGCUGCAGAGACAGCAGCAGCAGCAACACCCCGAAGUGGUGGGUGGAACAGCAGCAGCAGCGGCCGCACCUCCGCGGUGUACAGACAGCUGAUGACCCCACAUGCGUUGAGGUAUUCGGUAUUCGCUGCUGCCUUCCUCUUGCUGCGCUGCGGCUGCUGCUGCUGCUGUUGCAGUCCGUGCUGCAGCAGCAGCAGCAGCAGCAGAGCGGCGGGGGCCCCUGGCGCUCGAAUUCCUUGCUGCCCCGAGAGCUGCUUCUCCAGCCUAAAUUCAGCAGCAACAGCAGCAGCAGCUCAGACGAGGCAGCAGCAGCUCCUGUCGUUGCAGCAGUGGGUCAUCUCUUCCUUGUACACCUUUCGGGUGUACAGGCACCUCGGCAGCAGCAAACUUGGCAGCAGCAGCAAAACAGCCUUCCACGCGCAACUUGUCAGCUGGCGUCGCUCCUCUGCUUACGUUUCUGGAAGCAGCAAACAGCCCUCGAUUUGCUGCUGGGGAGUCCGCUGCUGCAGGAGCAGGCGCGGCUGCAGCCGGUGCUUCCGCUGCUGCUGCAGCAGCAGCAGCAACAGCUCUGCUGGUCUGCUGCUGCUGCUUCUUCCUUCGGAAGACUCGCAGUGCUACUGCCUCCCCUGGGUCUCCUUGCUGAUAUGCUGAGGAUCAUUGAGCUGGUGAUGAUGCGUGUGCUGCUGCUGCUGGUGCUGCAGCGGCUGCUGACUUGCUUUGCUGAGGGGCCUUCGAUGCAGCUGCUGCAGCAGCUGCUGCUGUGGGUAGAGCAACAUGCAGAUUUGCUGCAGGCGCCGUUGCAGGUGUGCGUACACCUGGCUUCUUUGUGGCAGCAGCAGCAACUGCUGCUGCUUAACUCCUCCGCUGCUGCUUCGGACAUAGAUGCAGCAGCAGGAACAGCAGCAGCAGCAGCAGCAGGAGUGCCGCAGAAGCAGCAGACUGGAGAGAGGUCUCUCGCUACUACCGGCACCGCAACAGCAGCAGCAGCAGCAGCAGCAGAUGAGCAGCCUGCAGGAGCUGCAUCACCUUCCCACCUAGGAUAUGUAGGAGACAGUCUCCGUGGGCAUCUCCUUUAUACAGUGCUGCUGAAGCUGCUUCGGGUGUAUAGGCACCUCCUGCAUGCAGUCAUAGACAAUGCGCAUGCAAGAGCUGAGGCCCCCCCGCUGCUGCUGCCACCGCAGCAGCAGCCUCUCCUUUGCUUCCAUACUACCCGUCAGAUGCUGCUGAAGGCGCUGCUGCUGCUCUGUGCUGUCUCCUUUGAUGCUGUGGGGCCGGACGAGCUGCUUCUGCGACGCAUGCAGCAGCAGCAGCAGCAGCAGCGGGGACAGCUGACGGCUGCUGGGACAGACUUGCUGCAGCAGGGCCCUGCAACGCAGCAGCAGCAGCAGCAGCAGCGUCCCGCCGCUGCACAAACACCAGAGCCUGCAGCGUUGCUGCUGCAGCAGCUGCUGCCUCAUCCAUCUCUCAAGUGGGCGUUGCUGCUGACAGGCUCAAGGGUCAUUGGCAGCAGCAUCGAGGCCUUCGCCCUGAGUUGCUGCGGAGACAGCAGCAGCAGCAGCAACAACAACAUGGAAGCGCUUGCGGCUGCUGCUGCUGAGGCCCUGCACACAGCGACAUGCGUCGCUUUGCAUGCGGCUGCUACGCUGCGGCUGCUGCUAGAAGCCCCGCCAGCAGCAGCAGCUGCUGCUGUUGCUGCAGAGCCACAGGUUCUGCCGCUUGUUGUUGCGACGCUGCAGUGCAGUCUCCACUUAGUUGGGGAGUUGCUGCUGCGGGCUUUGGGGCUGAAGCAGCAGCAGCAGCAGCAGCCGGAGCAGCAAUCGGAGCAGCAGAUGCUGCAGCAGCUGCUGCAGCGGGGUCAGCGCGUGGAGGCUUGGCCCCGUGCGCUGCAUGCAAAUGCAGCAGAGGGAUUUGCUGCUGCUGCUGCUGGGUGUAGCGUCUAUGGCGCUUCGGGGGUGCAGCAGCCUGCAGCAGCAACAAGCAGCAAACUGUCUUCCCUGUCUCCUCUGCUGCCGCAGCUGCUGCAGCAGCUGCCGUCGCUGAGGCUGCUGUGUCUCCUGGCUAGCCGCAGCAGCAUUUGUGAUUCUCCUCAGCAGCAACCGAAUGAUUCUGCUGCUGCUGCUGCUGCGCAGUGCAGCAGCAGCAACAGCAGCAGCAACACCUCCGGAGUGUACAUACAGCAGCACGAACUCAGCAGCAUCGCUUUCUUUGCGGCGCGCCUUGAGUCGAUAGUUGGUGUUUAG
This is a messenger RNA of Eimeria acervulina, 9891 nucleotides long. RefSeq lists its product as hypothetical. The record is from RefSeq and is a predicted model, not a curated record. The coding region runs from base 1 to 9891 and encodes 3296 amino acids. Gene Ontology annotation, molecular function: transcription coregulator activity. NCBI's taxonomy places the organism in Eukaryota, Apicomplexa, Conoidasida, Eucoccidiorida, Eimeriidae. Gene Ontology annotation, biological process: regulation of transcription by RNA polymerase II. The transcript is spliced from 9 exons. Gene Ontology annotation, cellular component: SWI/SNF complex; nucleus.